Molecule: messenger RNA, 14609 nt
Organism: Tremella mesenterica DSM 1558
Lineage: Eukaryota; Fungi; Basidiomycota; Tremellomycetes; Tremellales; Tremellaceae
Exons: 13
Coding region: 514-14487 (4657 amino acids)
Biological process (GO): ribosomal large subunit assembly; rRNA processing
Cellular component (GO): nucleus; preribosome, large subunit precursor
Molecular function (GO): ATP binding; ATP hydrolysis activity
Source: RefSeq, a predicted model, not a curated record
CCCCUUCACCUUGACCUCCAUCGACAGACCACUCUGUUGCUGGCCGAUCUCAACUGUUCUUCUGCCUCUUCCUCUUCCUCCUCCUCCUUGUCACUAACCCCUAAAGUUCUAUUUGAGUAUUCACAAGGACAUCAGAUAGCUCCAUCUGAGCUACUCGACUCUCUCAGUCUUCUGCUAGCUCUGGAAGGUGUCUCUUCCUCCAUCCUAUAUCGAUUAGAACCUAUCAUCUCGGACCUCUUUGCACGAUGGCUCGAUGUUCCAAAUAACAGCGACGAAGAAUGGGAGAUACGAUUAUCUAUCCUUGCCGAUAUCUCACAAAUCAAACCCGAACUCGUACAUAUCAUUCGACGAUUCCUCCCUCCAUCCUCAUCCCCAUUGUCGAAAUUCUUUCCACCUUAUCACACAACCCGAACUCCUAGACUAUGUCGUGUCCUGCUCACAUACUGGAGACUUUUGGCGAUUGACCCGAGUCUCGGAACAUGGUGGGAUUCUGCUCCACUGCAUGAGCUGAGGAUGAAACAUCCUGACAAAGGUAUCCGGCUGCUGGCUAUACACUGUCUAUCUAGACAAGAAGGGUGGUCAGAGGAGAAACGAAAACGUAUGGAGAGAAGAUGGGUAGGGGAGGUGGACCAGGAUGUAGAGAUCAUUUAUGAUGCUGAAAUUGCUCCUUGUGAGAAAGGUGUAUUUGAGGUCAAAUGGAGAAUAGUAGAUGGAUGGUUGUUACCAUUAUUGGAGAGUCAACGUUUGGAAGAUUAUCGUCGACGACGGUCAAAUGUAGCCUUUGACUAUCUUCCAUUACCUGUUCUCGAACCCCGGUAUCUCUCUCCUCACACCGUCGUCGUUGCCAGCACAUUCUUCCUUCGCAAUACCUCCACUCUCAAUGCUUCCCUACCUCCCCCAGUCCCCCAUGUUACAACUCCGUCCUCUGAAGCUUGCAAAACCCAUCUCGUACAAUAUCUCUCCUCCCAGCUCCAUCCAACCAUCUAUCCGACUAAUCGUAUUCUCACUAUUCCGUUGGCGGACACCUCCAUCGACGUCAAAUCUCUGAUCGGUACUUACAUCUCAUCACGCACUCGGCCAGGAACAUUUGAGUGGAUGCAGGGUGCUCUGACCAAGGCUCUCCAAGCGGGUUCAUGGGUCGUCUUCGACGAUAUCGACAAAGCAAGUACCGAGAUGCUCGUCACCAUCUCCACACUAGCAAGAACCCUUCAGCACCGUGGACCGGGACAAAGAGCUUAUCUGGAUAUCCCAGGGAGAGGGAAGAUCCAAGCAGGACAUGGGUUUGCUAUGUUUGCCACUCGGACUCUGCGACAGGGAGCGUAUACCCCUCCGACAUUUCUAGGCAAACAUAAUUAUCUGGAAGUCAUCCUCGAGUCGCCUGACGAGGAUGAGAUUCUAGAGAUCCUCAAUACCAGCUUUCCGAGGAUACCCACAAGUCUGGCGACAACGCUUGUGAAAGCUUGGAACGGUCUUCGCCAUUUGGCAGGCGGAUCAAAGACCAAGUCGCGAGAAAUAGGUCUGAGAGAUUUGGAGAAAUGGUGUGCCCGAGUUUCCCGGAGUCUACCUUCUUCUGGUCUUGUAUUGGAGAAUCCGCUUGGCAAUCCUGCUCUGCAACAGGCGAUUACAAUGGAAGCGAUCGAUACGUUCGUCGCCGCUCUUGACACGAAACCUCUGUCUCUCGAUAGACGCCAGGAAAUGACGUCUGUCAUCGCUACCGUCCUGGGGCUGGAUGUCGAGACUGCGGCUACUUUGAUCUCGUCUCGAUAUCCGACACUUGAAGUUGCGUCAUCAUCUCGGUCACUAUUCCUCGGUCGAGCAUCACUUCCCAUCACACAUACCACCUCGAGUCGUCGACAAAUCCAGUCCUCGCGACCUUUUGCACUGACCAGGCCUUCUCUCGUCCUCCUCGAACGCAUAGCUUGUGCCGUCAACAUGGCGGAGCCCAUCCUACUUGUCGGUGAAACGGGUACGGGGAAGACCACUGCUGUGCAAUACAUUGCUACAACUUGCAAUCGUCUCCUGACAGUCUUGAACUUGUCCAUGCAGACUGAAAGCUCGGAUCUUCUUGGAGGUUUCAAGCCUGUCGAUGCGACUGCUGCGGCACGGAGUAUACAUGUUCAAUGGCAAACACUCUUCUGUGACACUUUCAGCGCUGGAAAAUCGGAGAACGCCAAAUACCUCGAGUUAGUCUCUAAAGCCCUGAGCGGGAGGAAAUGGGAACGGUGUGUUGGUCUCUGGAAAAACUCGACGGAGCGAGCGAUAGCUAAGCUUUGUAAAAGGAACGAUGUUUCAUUAUUAGAAAGUGGGGGAAUGACGAAGAAGCGCAAGAUGAAUGGUGUCGUGGCAGCUGAGGAACUUCUCAAACGUUGGGAGAGCUGUAAGAUGGUGACCGAAGAGUUUGAGCUACAGCAUGUCAAGAUGCAAAGCAAAUUAGUGUUUACUUUCCUCGAAGGACCACUUGUCAAGGCAUUGCAGAAUGGGGAAUGGCUCUUAUUGGAUGAGAUUAACCUCGCCUCUCAGGAAACUCUCGAAGCUAUCGCUACCAUAUUAGAAGGAACAUACUCUUCGCUCGUGUUGACCGAGAGAGGCGACGUCGAACCUGUUCCACGCCAUCCCGACUUUCGUCUGUUCGCAUGUAUGAACCCAGCCACAGAUGUCGGCAAAAAAGACCUUCCUCCGAAUCUCCGUUCUCGCUUUACAGAAUUCUAUGUUCCACCCCCGGAUGAUGACCGAGACGCUUUGACUGCCAUCGUCUCGCAAUACAUUUCCGACGUUGCUGCAGGCGACCAAAGUGUCAUUUUGGACAUUGUCGAAUUGUACACCGAGUUGAAACGUCUUUCCGAUACUCGAGAAAUUGUCGAUGGUUCCAACGUACCCCCUCAUUUCAGUAUGAGGACCCUCACCCGAGCUCUUUCUUUUGCCGUUGAGACCGCCCCAGUGUUUGGAUUACGUCGAGGAUUAUGGGAGGGAUCUCUGAUGUCAUUCACCAUGUCUUUGGAUUACGACAGUUCUCAACGCGCUUGUAAAGUGUGCGAACAAUAUAUUCUCAUUCCUAUGAAAAACGCUCGAGCUGUCUUAUCCCAAAUCCCUUCCCUUCCUCAUUCUGCAGAUUCCGACGACUUCGUUCGAUUCGGCCCAUAUUGGCUCAAACGCGGUCCUGAAGUUCCUAGCGAUGAAUCAAGAUAUAUCAUCACCCCAUCGGUCCAGUCGAAACUUGCCGAUUUAGCCAGGGUCAUCAUGACACACAAAUACCCUGUUUUGAUACAAGGUCCGACAUCGAGUGGUAAAACCUCUGCUGUAGAAUAUUUAGCUCGUCAGACUGGUCACAUAUUCGUGCGUAUCAACAAUCACGAACAUACAGAUAUCCAAGAAUACCUAGGAACGUAUGUCACAGAUCCCAGGACAGGAUCUUUGUCAUUCCAAGAAGGACUUCUGGUCACUGCUGUACGACAAGGACAUUGGUUGGUUUUGGAUGAACUUAACUUGGCACCUACCGAUGUCCUCGAAGCUCUAAAUCGAUUGUUAGAUGAUAAUCGUGAACUUGUAAUACCAGAAACUCAAGAGGUCGUCAAACCCCAUCCAAAUUUCAUCUUAUUCGCUACACAGAAUCCGCCUGGUCUUUAUGCAGGUCGUAAGGUUCUUUCGAGAGCAUUCAGAAAUCGAUUUUUGGAAGUUCAUUUCGAUGAUGUGCCCAAAGAAGAACUUGAAAUUAUCCUUUGUCAAAGAUGUCAAAUAGCCCCUUCUUACGCUAAGAAGAUUGUUCAAGUCUUCGAAGAAUUGCGACAUCGUCGACAAGCCAGUAGAGUCUUCGAAUCGAAAUCUUCUUUCGCAACUCUUCGAGAUUUGUUCCGUUGGGCAGAAAGGGGUGCGGUGGGAUAUCAACAAUUGGCCGAAGAUGGAUAUAUGCUUUUGGCUGAAAGAGCAAGGCAAGAUGAGGAUAAAGCAGUAAUCAAGCAAGUCAUUGAAGAUAUCAUGAAAGUCACCAUUGAUGAACAUCGCUUAUAUCGUUUAUUCGAUCAACCAACAGAGAGCAUACUCUCUCGUCUUCCCUUCACUUCAGUACCAAAUUCAUCCUUGGUGUGGACCAAAGCCAUGCAACGCCUUUUCGGAUUGAUAGCUUUCGCUCUAGCUCACAACGAGCCGGUUUUGCUUGUUGGGGAAACGGGAAGUGGGAAAACUUCUGUAUGUGAUAUCAUCGCUCAAGCGUUUGGUCAACAGAUGAUAGGGGUGAAUUGUCAUCAAAAUAUGGAGACUGCCGAUUUGCUAGGGAGUCAACGUCCAGUUCGAAAUAGGAUUGAGCGUAAAGCUAAACUCGUUCAUACCCUUUCUCAGUGGAUACCGUUACCACUUGACGCUGGCGAAGAUGAGAUUCUCUCGGCAUGCGAUCAACUUUCAAAGCGACCAGAUGUCCCUCAAGAUAUCCUUACAUCAUGUCAAGUAGAGCUCAAACAGUUGUUGGCGUUAUUCGAAUGGUCUGACGGUCCUUUAGUCCAUGCUAUGCGCUCGGGAGAUCUUUUACUACUGGAUGAAGUCUCUCUCGCUGAUGACUCCGUACUUGAAAGACUCAACUCGGUUUUAGAACCUGGAAGAACACUCGUAUUGGCUGAAAGAGGAGGGACCGAUAUCGAUGCUGCAACUCUUGUUGCACACCCAGGGUUCCACGUGGUGGCAACAAUGAAUCCCGGUGGAGAUUUCGGAAAGAAAGAAUUAUCACCAGCUUUGCGAAAUAGGUUUACCGAGAUAUGGGUUCCGGCAUUGAACGAUAGUCAAGAUUUACUUCAGAUCAUCAAUGCUUCUUGGAAAUACAACGAGUUGCGUAUAUGGAGCGAACCGGUGUUGGACUUCUUCGAAUGGUUCAAGGUACGUCUUGGAGAUGGGGGCUUGGGAUUGAGAGAUAUAUUGGCUUGGGUUGGGUUCAUGAAUGAGGUUCAUGGGAAGGGCUUGAUGGAUCCCCCAACAGCGUAUAUGCACGGUGGUCAGAUGGUUUUCGUAGAUGGAUUGGAGAGUCUCCCUCAAGUCUCUGGAUUUACUUCUUUGGCAAUUUCGACGCUUCGUCAAGAAUGUCUGAAUCAACUCUGUAUAUACCUUCCACGUCACGAUGAGGAGGUAUCACCGAAAGAAGCACCGACACUUGAGACGACCGAUCUGGAAGUCAAACUAGGUGGAUUUGGAAUUCCCCGCGGAUUGAUCCCAACCGAAACAUCUCACUUCAAGUUUGAAGCCCCCACUACGGCUCUCAAUGCCAUGCGAGUUCUUCGAGGAUGUCAACUACCAAAAGCUAUCUUACUCGAAGGCUCACCAGGGGUCGGGAAAACGUCCCUCGUCUCUGCUCUAGCCUCUAUUUCAAGUCAUAAACUCCAUCGUAUCAAUCUUUCUGAUCAAACGGACUUGAUCGACCUCUUUGGUUCCGACUUACCGGUCGAAGGUGGUUCCGCCGGUGAAUUCCAAUGGCGUGAUGCGGCAUUUCUCGAUGCUUUACAGAAAGGUGAUUGGGUCUUAUUGGACGAAAUGAAUCUAGCUUCACAAACCGUUCUUGAAGGUCUUAACGCUGUACUCGAUCAUAGAGGUACAGUCUAUAUACCUGAACUUGGAAGAUCGUUCGUACGUCAUAAGGAUUUCAGAGUCUUCGCCGCUCAAAAUCCACUUCAGCAAGGAGGAGGAAGAAAAGGAUUACCAAAAUCUUUUUUGAAUAGAUUCACGAAAGUUUAUCUGCAAGAACAUACCUCAGAAGACUUGUUACUUAUUUGUCAAGAUCUUCAUCCUUCCCUAUCUACAGAAAUGGUUCAACGUAUGAUAACCUUCAAUGAGAUUAUUCGAGAGAAAACAAUGGUUUCUAAGACUAUUGGAAGGUUUGGCAGUCCUUGGGAAUUCAACCUUCGUGAUUUAUUCAGAUGGUUUAAUCUUCUUUCCCAAUCAAACGGGUUGGAAGUAUCCAAUCAUCCGAUGGAAUUUCUCCCAUUGGUCUAUCUCCAACGAUUCCGUUCUGAAUCCGACAGAAAAGCCGUCAGUGAGAUAUUUGAAGAUACCUUCAAUUUGAAACUCGAUUUCAUCCGACCUACCCCCAUGAUAACAUCUACGUAUUUCCAAUUAGGUCAUUCGAUCAUACGUCGUUCCACCUGCACUAAAAUGGAAGGGUCAAUCAAGUAUGGUCACUUGGAGAUGGCUGAAUCGGUAUUGAAAUGCGUGGAGAUGGGUUGGUUGGUGAUUCUUUCUGGUGAAGCUGCAAGUGGGAAACGAAGCUUGUUACGGUAUCUCGCCAGUGGUGCAGGAAGGGAAUUGGGGGAGUUCGCCAUGCAUCCUGGGGUGGAUACUAGUGAAUUAUUGGGAAGUUUCGAACAACAAGAUUCUGAAAGAGCUCUAUAUAUAGCCCGACGUGAAUUGGAUGCAGUGCGACGUCAAGUAGACUCUUUUGGGUUCGACCAAGUUUUGGAUGAUAUAAGGUCGAAAGUCAAAACAAUCGCCUCUCAUGUUGACCUCACCUCUUUAUAUUCCGCAUUCGAUGUACUUAAGACAGCGGCCAGUCAGAAAACCGGCUUCGCUUGGAUAGAUGGACCCCUCCUCACAGCCAUCCGAUCAGGAGGUUGGUUCCUUAUUUCUUCCGCCAACUUAUGUUCGCCAUCGGUAUUGGACAGACUGAACAGCUUAUGCGAGACAAAUGGUGUUUUGGUCUUGUCGGAGAAAGGCUCAUCGACUGGAACUCCGGAGACUGUCAAACCACACCCGGAUUUCAGGUUGUUCAUGACGUAUGACCCUACCCAUGGGGAGUUAUCAAGAGCAAUGAGGAAUAGAGGUGUGGAAUUGUUCGUCGAGAGAGUGGACGAAGACAUGGUUCGGACAACAGGAGCCUGUUCUGAGGGAGAUUCGUUCGACUUGGCGUUGGAGGAUGAUACAAUACUGAGACGAUUGAAGAUAUAUGACGAUACGGGAGAAACGACAUCCGCUAAAAUCGCGAAUGUUGUGGUAUCGCAAACGUGGUCAGCGAAAUCGUUCAUACCUCGUUUUGGGAAGAUUCAUACACAACCCGCAAAGGAAUUGUACGACAUCGCCUCGACAUUCCUCGCUCUAAGCGCUCAGCCAGACCUGCAACUACAUGAUGACGAUCCUUCUCAAGGGUUGAUUGAGAUUAUGCCAAUUGACCCGUCUCUUAACCCGAACUUGCUAAAAGUCAAACUCGGCACUUUCAACGAGCUGCUUCUGUAUCUUCGUAAUGAGAGUCGUCAUCGACAACUCCUUACUUGGAUCCAAGAUCCUAUCAAUUCUCAAAGCAUCAUCUCUAUUUCCGCACAUAAUCAACAAAGAUCUCGAAACAAACCCAAUGCCGCGAAUGCUUUAUGGUCAUUGAUUAAUUCUUUCCGGUCCAACUUGGCAGAAAUCCUCACUGCACCACCUUCAACUAUAAUGUCGGAACUGGAACGACUUCACGUGUUCGUUUAUUUAUUGGAGAAAUAUGGUCAGAUCAAUACUUUUGAUUAUUCUGCCACGCAGAUUUUGGCGCGUUGGAUGAGAGAAAUUAUUUCACAAGUUCCAGUCUUGUCCACGCAAUCCGAUAAUCUGGAUGAAUUAGCAAAGGCUGUUGAAAUUACCACUGGUUUAGGACAAAAUGUCAUUUGGUCGCUCUAUCGUGACAGUGAAAAUAGAGAUAUCGAGCCGGAAUUGAUGAAGAUCAUCGAGAGAGUCGAGGAUCCCACUGAUAAAUCAGGUAUACGAAGAAAUAUCGUGGACUUACUUGUUACUGAUAGAGAAGGAACACAUGAAGAGCUUACUCAUUUAUUGGAAUCUCUACCUCAAGUGAUAGAAGAGAGUGAGACGAAAUGGAACAAUCGCGCGGUUCUACAUAUCAUAGAACUUGCCAAUCUUCAAUUCCCACAACAAAUGGAAAUACUUUUGACAAUGGACAAGGACGUACCGAUGGAUGUCCUACUCGAUCUUAGACGAUUAAACAUAUCAGGAUAUAGAGUGGAACCGGCGGUCGCGAUAAGGGCUGUAACUUCUUGGCUUGGGAGAGUAUGGAAGGAUGGUGGAGGUCAGGGAGGACCGACGGAUCUCUUUAUGCCAUCUUUCCUGGGGUUCUGCAGGAAGGAAACAUCCCUCCCUUUAUCCGAUCUACUGCGAGAACAACAAUCUUUGAACUUCACGAUUCAAGCUGUUCUAUGGCACAACAAGCAGGCCGAUCCCUUCACACGACGACGUCAAGCGAUAAACAUGGCUCUUGGACUUCUACAUAUUACCUGUCUUGCCUUUGAACCCUCAGUAGUUUCGACCCACCUUCCCUCGCAAAUCAUCGACGUUCUUCACCAUCUUCCCUCUACUUCCAUCCUACAUGAUUCCCUCCAACAGCAUCUGCCCUUCCUGGGCAGUCUCACCCACAUGACCAAUCUGUCGCUCGACGUGAUCGGUACCCUUUAUCUCAUCCUCGGUCAGAUCACCCUGCACCUUUACGUCCCGAACGUUCCUAUCGAUCCCGCGGUCGAGCGUGUGAUGCAGGAAGAAGUCCUACUCGUCCAUCUCGACCUUGUCGAGGAAGAACUAGAGGCUGUUCAAGCUGCCGAAGUAGCCAUAAGAGGUAUCAGUGAUUCUCUCCGCGUUCGUAGGAUUCAAGAGAAGAUAGAGAAUCUUCGUGCAGAUUUACAAAACCUCGGACCGACCAUUGCAAGACAAAGUAACGCACUGAGAAUUUCUCAACUGUUCACAGAGGUUUAUUCAUUCCUCGCGGACUCAUUGAACUCUCGCGUGCUACAAGAUCUGGUGGAUGCACUCCAACACGGAGACACUCAUGCUUUGCAGCGAGAGAACGCUUUCCAAUUAUCGGCAGAAGCGGUCAUACGCCGUCUACAAGUCAAUUAUUACGACAUGGCUGAUCUUACAGCUCCACUCAUUUCAGCUUUGCUCUUGAUUCAAUUCGGCUUACGAUGUCAUGCUCGAGAACAUGAAUUUAAAAUGGCUAAUCCUUCCCCUCUGCUUCCACUUGUCAUACAAUUCCCUACCAUUUCUGGGGCACGAGAGGUAGUCGAUAACAGUGUGACCUUGUAUAAUGAUAGCAGUCUGCGAGGAAACUUGCUUGUCGCUUCGGCCCAGGCAUCGGAGUUUGCGAGUAGUGGAAGACAUCGAAAUCGUUUGGCCGUAUUGGUAUCUUCGCUCAAUGAUAUCUAUCACACUUGGAGCGACGUUCGACUUCGGGAACAAGAGGAAGCUCAAGUUUCCGAGAGUCUGUAUAGGGUUAAGAAGACAGAGAUUGAUGUUCUGCCCGAUGACGAACAGGAGGAAGAAGAGUUCGCUCGACUUUUCCCAUCGUAUGCGGAGGACGACGAGGACACGAGACAUUCACAAACGGUGACUGAGACUACGAAGGAGAAGAAGGAUAUAUCUGGUAAAUUUUUACCUGACGAUGUGGUAAUUUUCCACCAACUCGUCAUCAGUGUCACUUCCCCAUCGGCAUCUAUACCCUUCGAGCUUUUCUUGUCUGGACGCGAUCAACUUCUCACCGAUUCUUUCGACCCCGCGACCCUUAACGAAACUCUCGAUUUUCAAAGCUCAAUCCUGCAGCUCUCUCAGCUCCAUAGUCGGGUUCAGGAAGCAUCGUCUCAUGCGAUCGGAAACUUCUAUUUGUCUCCAAACGAGCCUACAUCUGUCAUCGCCGAAUGGCCUGAACAGAUGGUCCCACAACAUAUCCGCGACAGAUGUCUACUCUUCUUACAACUCGACAUCCGUAGUCCUGUCGCUCAGGUUCUCGCCGCUUUGGAACAACUAUUGACCCAUACGGACGACUGGGAGGCAUACGCCAAUAGAGAAAACUCCCUGCAGGUGUUCCGUGACAAAGCUACGGCACUCAUCAUCGAAUGGCGUCGACUCGAACUUGCUUCUUGGAUGCGACUCCUAGAAGAUCAAGCUGAAGAGUAUAUUCGAAGUGAUGCUGAAUGGUCACUUCGAUUGUUUGGCGCCCUAGUACAUGGAGUCAUCUCGACGGACAAUCUAGACAAACAUGUGGAAUCACUUCUUCCCAUGCUAGGGACUUAUCUUUCUUCCAGCACACUGGGACAUUUCGAGAGUCGCCUUAUUGCUCUGAAAGCGUUCGAAGAACUCACCGACGGUUUGGGGAUUUCCGAUGAUCGCUUGAAAAGAGUGUCAAUUUUACUGCACAAUGUGAUUGCGGAAGCUUCGUUAUAUUCCCCUCGAGUGAAGGAAUCUCUUCAACAACAACGUUCUGUUCUCGAUAAGUCGAUCAGGGAUUUUGUCAAAUUGGCGAGUUGGAAAGAUGUAAACGUCUAUGCGCUACGCGCCAGCGCUCAGAGAACACAUAGACAACUACACCGUGCUAUUCGUAAAUUCCGGGAUAUCCUUCGACAACCCGUAUCACCCCUUUUGGCCGACUCGACCCCGUUCACUUCUCAGGAACAACCUGUUUCACUUUCUUUCCCAGCGUCUACAGACUUGCAGCCGUCCGCCACUAUCUCCUCGGAAGUUAUCAUAGCUCGGAUGAAGAGUGAGGUCGUUAUCCCUGAUACUCUUCGUCAGAUCCAGAUCACUUUUGAUCGAUAUUCCGCUAUACACCAUUCCUUCAUUUUGGCUCAAAGUUCCAAUACGGCCACUGAAGUCGACUCCUUUGCCGUGGAAAUCAUCGAGACUGCAGCCAUGUUGGCUAAAGCGACUCCUUCGACUUUGACGAAAGAAAACGCUAAACUUGUCAAGAAUCUCGCAAGUAGGAAACGUAAAGCUUUCUCUGACCUCCUAUCUGCACUUAGAGAAUCGGGAUUCUCCAAUAAUGUCCGAGCUGAUCAACUCAAGAAACAGCAGGAUAGGAUCUGGUUGAUGGAGAGACCAUCUUUGCUUGAAGUUGGAGAUGUGGAAAGGAUCAGAAAGGUUGAAUCUUAUCAUCAUCGACAAGCGGUGUUGAUGUCUACUCUAAGAGCGGCGUUCAAUGGACAUAAUCCUGACAUCGCCUCCCAAGACUUACAAAGAGGUAUUGGAUUUGUGGAAUCUGUGUAUGCCACUGCGUUGACUGAGAGGGACAGUAGACUCGCUCGAUAUCUGUCACAAAUGUCCACAUUAGCCCAGAAAACCGUUCGUUUACGGCAGUGUUCCGAAGCCGCGGAAGUCACCGGUGGUCGCGAAGUAUUACAGCAGAUGAACAAGACUCUCAACGUUUUAUGUGGAGUUCGGGAUGGUCUACACGAAGCAAUGGAUAUGAUUCGCAAGAUCCGAGACUUACAGCAUCGACCGGUCACUGGGGGUGAUACAUCGUUGGUCAGUAAAUUGCUGACCGCCACCGAAGAAUGUGUCGCGGCCAUGUCUAUGAUUGUGAAUGUGGUGGAGGGAACGGGCUGUUUGCUCUUCACGACUGAUGAAGUCAAUCAACUGCAAACAGCGCAAACUUUACUACUCGAACGUAUCCCCGAGCUAUUACAAGAAGCAGAACGCAAGCCCGAAUUCCAUCAUUUAUUCACGCCGCUCGUCAGCAUGGCCAGGGUCGAUCGGUGGACACCGACUCAGUUCCAGCCCACGAAAGCUCUGUCGACGGAGAUAUGGCAAGCCAAUGACCAGUUGAUACAAAGACUUCUGGUCGUGGCGCAGCGACUCGACACUGCCACUUCUCCAGCACUCGAUGAUGAUACUCGGGUCAAGAUCACCGACGACUUGUUCUCUCAGCGCAAGUCCAUCGAUAGUCUACAUGUCACACAAAUCUUCGAAUCGAUUGACUCCGUCUUGUCCAACUUGACCGACGAGAUGGCAAUGGAUUCAUCUCGAAUCACCCCUCACUUCCUCGGUCGCUUGUUACCUUUCCUCGAGGUGUUCUCGCAGAGCCUUACGAAAUGUGUCACUACCCAUCUGCACACCGUUCAAGCGACUUAUAAACUGAGCUACGUCAUCGCACGUAUCAUGCUCGAUCUAGCCCAGAAAGGUUUCUGCAAACCUACCGAAGCUGAUGAUUCGGCGGACGGAGCGGAGGGGGAUACAGUGGACGGAACGGGCAUGGGAUCUGGGACCGGGGACAAGAACGUUUCCGCGGAGAUUGAGGAAGAAUCUCAAGUUGAGGGACUUCAGGGGGAAGAGGAAGAUGGAGAACAGGAGAAGAAACAAGGGGAUGAUGAUGCUGUCAGUAUGGAUGAGGAUUUCGAAGGAGCUUUGGAGGACGGUAAAGAGAAAGAAGAAGAAGGUAGUGGGGAGGAAGAAGAGGAGGAGCAUGAUGAGCAUGCUGGUGAUGUUGAUCCGCUUGACCCAGGAGCGGUGGAUGAGAAGUUCUGGGGAGAGGAGAAGGAAGAAGGCGGGAAGGAUAGUGAUGAGAAGAUGAAUGAACAGACGGACGAUCAGGGUGAAGAAGGUGAGAUGACAGCCAAGGAGAAGGAUACGAAACAGGGAAAGGAUGAAAAGAAGAAGGGAAUAGAAGAACAAGAUAACAAGUAUGACGAUACCCAGCAUGAAGAAGAACAAGAAGGAGACGACAUGCAUGAUGAGGAUCACGAUAUGGAAGCAGAGGAGGAAAGUGAAGGACAACAGCAGGAAACUUCUCAGGAUCAGGUGGAUGUUGAUCAAGGACAGAACCUUAAGCUUCCGGACGAUCUUGACUUGGGUGAAGAAGGGGAUGAGAAGACGCCCGAUACUGAAGACGAUCUCCCUCUACCCCCUGAUGCUGAUGAGGAGUCUCAACAUGAUAUGGAAGAGGAGCAGGGACGGAAUGAAGAUAUGGAUGAUGACGAGGAAGCAGGAGAUGAUGCUCCUGAUGCUACUGGAAUCGGAGAGGAAGAUAGGAUGGAACAAGAUGAGAAUCCGAACCAGAAUCUCGAUCUAUCUGCUAGUAAUACCGAAGCUCAGGAGACUGAUCUCGGUCAGGGGCAAAGUGGUGGACAGAGGCAGAAAGAGCAAUUUGAACAAAAUCCAGAAGUCGAUCAGGAGAAAGAGGUAGGAGAGACUGAGAAUGAACAAGUUGAACGAGGAGAUGGUCCAGCCCCACCACAACAAGGCCAAGGUACUUCGACAGUGCAACAAGACGAACCUGAUGGUCCUGUUGAUUCUUCCGGCGCUCCCAUUCCUGCCAACGGUGAUGCAAGACAAGAUCAACGUACUCCUGGAGACAUCCUACAAGACAUCCGACGACGGAGAGAUGAAAUUUUAGCUCAGCGUGAACGUGCUCAAAUGGCAGAUGAACAACCCUCUGCUGCAGAGGAAGCUCCAGGACAGGUUGAGUAUCUAAAGGAGGGUGAUGUAGAUGAAGAGAUGCAAGCUCUCGGACCGGCAGGUGAAGAAGAACGGCGGAAGCUCGAAGAUCUGAAUAUUGUGGAUGAUGAAGUUGAGGGAGAUGGCCAGAUGGGUAUGGAUAAUACAGAAGAGCGAGACGACGCCUUUGGACCUCCACCGACGAAGCAAGCGGACGUCUCUGCAAAGCGGGAACCUCGUGUUGGGGAGGAGGGGAUGGAGAAAGCGCUGACUCAGUCGGAAAUUCAAGGACGAGCCGAGGUGAACCCAGAAUCAGGAGAUACAAUGGAAGUGGACUCUUCCAUAGAAGAUGAUACACCCCAAGUUGCAGAUUGGCAAGGGCCAGAACAAGUCGAAUUAUCGAUUCUCGAUCCGAACGAUACUUCGACGAAAGAGAGUGAUGCCGAUUUAUGGCGACAUUACGCUUCUCUAACUUCAGAUCUCUCGUACGCCCUCUGCGAACAAUUACGUCUCAUCCUAGCUCCCACACUCGCCACUCGACUUCAAGGUGAUUUCCGAACUGGCAAACGUUUGAACAUGCGUAAGAUCAUUCCUUACAUCGCAUCGGAAUAUACAAAAGAUAAAAUCUGGCUUCGUCGUACUCGUCCUUCAAGACGAGAAUAUCAAGUUCUCUUAGCAUUGGACGAUUCACGUUCCAUGUCCGAAUCUCAUUCUGUUGAUCUGGCAUAUCAAACUCUCGCUUUGGUCUGUCAGGCUUUGAACAAACUUGAAGUAGGUCAAGUCUCCGUAGCUCGGUUCGGAGCAGGUGUGGACAUUCUUCAUCCAUUCUCAGAAGGAGCUUUCACCGAUGGGGCAGGAACGACAAUUGUAAAUUCUUUUAAAUUCGAUCAACAAAAAACAGACGUUGCGUUAUUGGUAGAACGUACUCUUGGAUAUUUGGCAGAAUCUAGAACGAAUCAAACUUCUUCAACAGGAAUGGAUUUAUGGCAAUUGGAAAUUAUCAUUUCUGAUGGUAUAUGUCAAGAUCAUCAUCGACUUCGAACUCUUUUACGACGAGCAAUAGAAGAAAGAGUCAUGAUUGUGUUUAUUAUUGUUGAUUCUCUUCAUCGACAAUCGACAUCGGACACGUCAGGAGGAGGAAACACUAGUAUUUUGUCAAUGCAAAGUGUGGAAUAUAAGACGAAUAAAGAAGGUGGGAUGGAAUUGGAUAUGAAGAGAUAUUUGGAUACUUUUCCAUUCGAGUUUUAUGUGGUUUUGAGGGAUGUGGAAGCUUUACCGGGAGUGUUGGCGGAUACUUUGAGACAGUGGAUGACGAGGGUAUCGCAAUCGCAGGAAUAGAGCAUGAUCUAAUCGCAUCGCGCAUCGGAGCGGAUUUAUCCAGCAUUUUUUACAUAUUUUAGAAAUUGUUGUAUUUGUAUGGUCUACUCGUAUGGUGCAUAAUGCAUUGAUGUUAUCGUAUC